Parathielavia appendiculata is the source of this 987-nucleotide messenger RNA. RefSeq lists its product as uncharacterized. NCBI's taxonomy places the organism in Eukaryota, Fungi, Ascomycota, Sordariomycetes, Sordariales, Chaetomiaceae. The transcript has 3 exons. Bases 1 to 987 code for a protein of 328 amino acids. The record is from RefSeq and is a predicted model, not a curated record.
AUGAACCAGGACGGCCGACACGACGUGAGCCUACUCGCCCAUGUCGCCGGGAUUCGCGCCCAGGAAGGAGAGUGCCCAAAUGCUCAGCUCGUCUCAGAGCAGCAGCAGCUCGCCGUCGCUCAGAGAACUUGGUACACGAUCCUGGACCCUCAAACAGGCUCGCAACCCCUCCCGGGCUGGACCGUGUGCCCGUCGUGUGUUCUCAACAUCCAGGCCUGCUGUCCCGCCGUCGCGUCCGGAUUUGCGCCAGUGCAUCCUGCCGGCCCGAGGGAAGCGUCCUGCGCAUUGGUGCCGUCGGACCGGUACGAUGACCGGCGCACCGCCGAGAUCCUGCAGCAGCUCGGCAGCUGCGUUGCGAUGGCAGCAAUGUUGCGCCGCCCAGACUUGUCUCAGCUCGUCAACUGGCUGCGUGCAAAUUUACCACAACCACGGGGCACCGGCACCUUGUCCUCGGCGGGCCCGGCACGGCCACAGGGCAACGGUCUUUGCCCCAUGAAUUACCCGUCCACGACUCUUCGGUGCCAUACGAUGCCAGGCGUUCCUGAGUUCACUGUAUGCGAACAGUGUUACGCAAAUGUCAUCAGAGCGGAUGCGGCCCGCGGGGUGGAGCUGGCGACUCGGUUCGACAUGAGCCCAUCCCUUACGCCGUCUGGCGUGACAUGCCAGCUGUAUUCGGAUCGGAUGCGCCGCGUGUGGAGCGAAACGGUCGCGACAGGUAACCUGGAAUAUCUGCGACAAAAGGCAAGUCGAGUUGUCAGCGAGCGACGGGUAAAGGAGCGAGAGUUGCAGACCAAGACGGCGCAGCUUCAACAGCAAGCCAUGCAACUUCGGCUGCAGGCAGAAACCCAAGAGCUUACCUUCCUGCAGCCCGACUUCAGUCAGACAACCCAGCUCAAUAACCAGGCGGCUAUGCUCAAGCUCCAGGCCGCACAGGCAGAAGAUCAAAUCCGCCUCGCGGAAGAGGAAUGGCGACGGUACUGGGAGUGA